Messenger RNA from Phytophthora sojae, 714 nucleotides. RefSeq lists its product as hypothetical. The transcript has 3 exons. The record is from RefSeq and is a predicted model, not a curated record. Lineage: Eukaryota; Oomycota; Peronosporomycetes; Peronosporales; Peronosporaceae. Gene Ontology annotation, molecular function: zinc ion binding; carbonate dehydratase activity. The coding region runs from base 1 to 714 and encodes 237 amino acids.
AUGAAGUUCUUCACCGUCACCGCUACUGUCGCUGCCUGCGCAAUGAUCAACAUCAACUUCGUCGCCGCUGAAACUUCGAAAGGAGCCUCAUGGGCGUACAAGCACAACGACGCCGAUAUGGCCAGCCCCGAGCAAUGGGCCGAGCACUACCCCACUUGCGGCGGCUCGCGCCAAUCUCCCGUCGACAUCAAAGUGACCACCGGCGGAGGCUUGACGGCUCGCUCGCUAUCGUUCAGUGGGUCGUGCGGCGACUUCAACCUCACGGAGUCGGACGAGUCGUUCAAGGGGGCUGUGGUCGGCGGUUCUUGCUCCGUCUCAGCCAACGAUGCAACCUACGAUUUGACCCAGUUCCACUUGCACUCGCCGUCCGAGCACACAAUCGACGGCAAGGCCCUGGACGGAGAGGCCCACUUCGUACACAGCAACAACGCUGUCACGCCCGACAAGUCGCAGUUGUUGAACCUCGCCUCGUACGCUGACCUUAUCAACACCAAGGCGGACGCUGACCGCGUAUACAACUACCCCGGUAGCCUCACGACACCGGCCUGUGACGAGAUCGCCGACUGGUGGGUGGUGCCGACGCCCGUCAAGCUCUCCAAGACCGACUUCGAGCGCCUGCAGAAGAACCUCAAGGAGCUGCACGUAGCCGACGACGGCAAAAACGCUCGCCCCGUGCAGCCGCUCAACGGACGCUCCAUCGCCAGUCUCAAGUAA